AUGGGUCCUGCUAGAGUUCAGAGUUUGGGUGGAAAGCAAUACAUUCUAGUGGUUGUGGAUGACUUUACCAGAUAUACUUGGGUUGUGCUCUUGAAAGAUAAAGCUGAGGCUCCUGAGAAGAUGAUACAUCUGUGUGAGAAAUUGCAGGUUGAAAAAGAUAUAGUGGUAGCCAGAAUCAGAAGUGACCAUGGAAGAGAAUUUGAGAAUACCAAGCUAGCUACUUUCUGCAAUGAACAGGGCACACAUCAAGAAUUUUCAUCAUCCAAGACACCGCAACAAAAUGGAAUAGUUGAACGAAAAAAUAGGGUCGUUCAAGAGAUGGUACGUGUGAUGUUGCACAAUAAAAAAUUGCCAAAAUCUUUCUGGGGAGAAGCAGUUAACACUGCUUGCCAUACACUAAACCGGGUGUAUUUCAGACCUAACUCCAAGAAGACUCCUUAUGAACUCUGGAGAGGAAAGAAGCCAGUUGUCAAGUAUUUCAGGAUUUUUGAUAGUGAUUGUUACAUUCUACGUGAUAGAGAGCACCUAGAGAAAUUUGAUGCUAAGAGUGACAAAGGAUAUUUUCUAGGGUACUCCUCUACUAGUAGGGCAUAUAGGGUGUACAAUCUGAGAACCAAAACUGUCAUGGAAUCUUCAAAUGUUGUGAUCAAUGAUGAAGUAUGUCCAGAAGCACAUCCAGAAAGUACUACUCAGGUUCAAGAUAAACCAAUGGAGGUUAAUGACUCUCUCCCUGAUGAUUAUAUUGUGAAACAUAGUGAUGAGGAGCUAAUGGUGUUGAAUGAUGCAAUAUCUGUGCCAUCAAGUUCUAAACCAUCCACUCCAGUUCAUGAGACUCAACAGGUUCAACAUGAGUUUAGUCCUUCAUCAGAACAGAGAGAUGUCAAAAGUGCUUUCUUGAAUGGAAUGCUGCAAGAAGAAGUUUAUGUUGAACAACCUAAAGGAUUUCUUGACCCUCACAGACCGGAUGAUGUGUACAAAUUGAAGAGAGCACUGUAUGGUUUGAAACAAGCUUCACGGGCUUGGUAUGAUAGAUUGACUGCAUAUCUUACUGAGCACGGCUUCAAAAGGGGAUUUGCAGACACUACUCUCUUCAUAAGAAAGGAUAAGAACAGUUUUGUUGUAGCUCAAAUUUAUGUAGAUGAUAUUGUUUUUGGUGCUACUAAUAACUCUCUUGCUUAUUCUUUUGCAGAUGAAAUGAAGGCAAUGUUUGAAAUGAGCAUGGUUGGUGAACUAACAUAUUUCUUGGGAUUACAGGUGAAGCAAACGGAUUCAGGGAUCUACAUCAACCAAGCCAAAUACGCAAAGAAUCUUGUCAAGAGAUUUGGACUGGACCAUGCUGCCCAUGCUAGAACACCAAUGGCCGCCAAUGCAAAACUAACAAAUGAUCCAUCAGGUGAGUCUGUUGAUGUUACACUAUAUAGAAGCAUGAUUAGAUGUUUGUUAUAUUUGACUGCUAGUCGGCCUGAUAUUGCAUUUAGUGUUGAGUCUAAUCUGUCUCUUGCUGGUUUUUCUAAUUCUGAUUGGGCUAGUAAUGCUGAUGAUAGAAAAAGCACCACUGGUGGAUGUUUUUAUAUUGGUACUAACCUUGUUGCCUGA
This is a messenger RNA of Quercus robur (English oak), 1596 nucleotides long. RefSeq lists its product as uncharacterized. The transcript has 3 exons. Gene Ontology annotation, biological process: DNA integration. The record is from RefSeq and is a predicted model, not a curated record. Gene Ontology annotation, molecular function: nucleic acid binding. NCBI's taxonomy places the organism in Eukaryota, Viridiplantae, Streptophyta, Magnoliopsida, Fagales, Fagaceae. Bases 1 to 1596 code for a protein of 531 amino acids.